Cyprinus carpio (common carp) is the source of this 2600-nucleotide messenger RNA. Its product is annotated as hyaluronan synthase 1-like. Gene Ontology annotation, molecular function: hyaluronan synthase activity. The record is from RefSeq and is a predicted model, not a curated record. Gene Ontology annotation, biological process: hyaluronan biosynthetic process; extracellular matrix assembly. The transcript has 4 exons. Lineage: Eukaryota; Metazoa; Chordata; Actinopteri; Cypriniformes; Cyprinidae.
UGAAAUGUUUUGCUUUUAUAUAUUACACAUUAUAUAUAAUCAUAUAUAAUACAUAAUAUGUACAUUAAUUUCAUUUACAUAGUGCAAUAUUGGUCAGUAUUUGGACUAAAGCAUUACAUCACUGAGAUUACAAGGUAUAUUGGCCUUCCAUCUUUUCUGAUGAUGAUGAUUACAAAUUAAUUAUUAUUAUUUUUUAAAUACUUUCCCCCCAUUGUUUCUAGCAUUUUCGUAAUAAAAUGGAUAUCAAGCCAGUAUUAAGGAGAUUUGGCUCUCGUGUCCGGGCCAUUCUCACAUUUCUCUUCGCUCUCCUGGUACUUGGGGUGAUGUUAUGGGCAUACAUCUAUGGUUUCCAGAUAGCCACAUCUCCGUAUAACAUCAUUUCAUUUGGUUUCUAUGGAGUGCUGCUUAGCCUCCACGUCCUAAUUCAGAGCUUUUUUGCUUUUGUGGAGCAUAGAUGCAUGAAUGCAAGACGCAAACCAUGCUCUUACACAAAAACCAUCGGCUUAACUAUAUCAGCCUAUCAGGAGGACCCUGCUUAUCUCCAUGAGUGCCUUCAGUCAGUACGGGCUCUGCAGUAUCCAUCUGAGCUGCUACGCAUCAUCAUGGUGGUGGACGGGAACUCAGAAGAUGACCGCUACAUGAUGGAGAUGUUCCGUGAGGUCUUUGCAGACCAGGAUCCUGGCUGUUAUAUAUGGCAAAACAACUAUCACUCUUGGAACCCCACUGGUCCAGAAGCAGACGACGGAGUUGUGUUUGAAGACCCUCAGCGCUUAGAGGUUGAAGAACUCAUCAGGACCAAGAAGUGUGUGUGCAUCAUGCAAAAAUGGGGAGGAAAGAGGGAAGUGAUGUAUACAGCAUUCAAGGCACUAGGGUCCUCAGUGGAUUAUAUACAGGUAUGUGACUCAGACACGAAAUUAGACCCCCUGGCCACAGUUGAGCUCUGCAAGGUGCUGGAGAGCAACCAGAAAUACGGUGCGGUGGGAGGCGAUGUGAUGAUCCUUAACCUUAAAGACUCCUGUAUCAGCUUCAUGAGCAGCCUGCGCUACUGGAUGGCAUUUAACAUUGAGAGGUCCUGCCAGUCCUUCUUCGACUGCGUCUCCUGUAUCAGCGGCCCCUUAGGUCUUUACAGGAAUGACCUGCUGCAGCAGUUUCUGGAAUCCUGGUACAACCAGAAAUUUCUUGGCACCCACUGUACUUUCGGGGAUGACCGUCAUCUCACCAAUCGAAUGCUAAGCAUGGGCUAUGCUACAAAGUAAUACACUGCUCGUUCAAAGUGCUACACGGAAACUCCUGCCCAGUUUCUGCGCUGGCUCAAUCAGCAGACACGUUGGACCAAAUCCUACUUUCGUGAAUGGCUCUAUAAUGCCAUGUGGUGGCACAAGCAUCACCUGUGGAUGACCUACGAAUCCAUUGUGUCAGGCAUCUUUCCUUUUUUUGUCACUGCCACCAUUAUCAAGCUCUUCUGGACAGGCACUCUGUGGGACAUUUUGUGGGUCUUGUGCUGCAUCCAACUGAUUGGUCUGGUAAAGGCAACCUAUGCCUGCAUCCUACGACAGAAAGCAGUGAUGCUCUUCAUGUCCUUAUACUCUGCCCUCUAUAUGACCAGCCUCCUGCCUGCCAAAUACUUUGCCAUUAUCACCAUGAACAAAAGCAGCUGGGGGACAUCAGGCCGUCGUAAGAUGGUGGGGAAUUAUAUCCCCCUGGCACCUCUAUCAGUGUGGGCUGCCAUUUUGUUGGGAGGCCUGGGGUACACGAUCUACAAGGAAAGCAAAAAGGAUUGGACAACAGAUGUAAAGAAAGAGGAGAUCGAGUUUUUAAUAUUUGGAGCUGUAGCUUAUGUGUGCUACUGGCUUGUAAUGAUCUGCCUCUAUUGGAUGUGGUUUCGGAGAUUAUUCCGAAAACGCUCACAGAGUUACACUGUGAAUGUAUAGGGCAAUUAUUUGGGCACAUUUUCUAUUUAUUAUUAUUUUUUUUUUUUAGUAUUGCACAUAAUUUAUGCAAUUUAUGAUGUCCACUAAGUAUUCAGAGAUCAGGAAUGAUGUGGAAGCGACCAGUUUUUAUCAAAUACAAUGACUACAUGAAAUGUAGAGAAAGCAGUCAUACAGAGUCAACAUUGAUGCUGUAGCUUUUUAAACUGAACAAAUAUAGCACUGAACCCAAAUAAUACAACUAUGUUAUUAUUAGUGAGGGAAUUCGAUCAUAUCAGUGUACACUAUUGAGCUUACUGAAGUGAUAUUGAUUGCUGAAAUAACUGAGCAAACACUAAGACAUCCUGUUACAUAAAUAGAUACAUACACUGAACAGCACUGAUCAUGUGAUAUUGAUGAUAUUUUAGCAAUUGUUAUUAUCGGAAUGACUACUAACACAAAUAUGACAAAUAUUUCAUGAGAAACAAUUGUGCAGACAUUUCUAAAUGUAUUUUGUGAUAUGUAUUGAUUUAAAAUAUUUUUGAAUUGUUUCUGAUUUAGCUUUAUGAUUUUUAUUUUAUGAUGUCUUUUAGCACUUUAACAGAAUAUGUUGAGUCAGUAUAUUUACUGAUAAAUACUUUCGGCAGAAAUAUUGUGUAAAUGUGAAGUUACAAAUGUUUGUUAUUUAAACAA